AUGGCCACCAUGCAGAUUUGGCUCGACGUCAUUUCGGUACUCAUUUGUGUUUUGUCAGCUGCUUUGGCCGCUGGACUGACCCUGGGUUUAGCCACGCUGGAGCCUUUCGGUCUGCAGGUGAUUCUGGCAUCCCGACCCGAGGAUUGCCUGACGUCAGAGGAACGACAACGCUUGCGCCUCGAACAGCAAUGCGCCUCGCGUAUCUUGCCCCUGGUCAAGGACCACCAUUUGCUCCUAGUGACUCUACUGCUCUUCAACACUGUGGCCAAUGAGGCGGAUCGAUUUCGAUCGGAUUUGUUGGCGAGUUUGUUUGACGUGAGCCCGCUGGGCGAUGCCGAUCCGGAGGUACCCAGCGGGGAACCAGAUUUUUGCAUGAAAGGCGGAUUGAUUGAAGAAGCAAUCCGCGAGUUUCAUAGCGUCUGCAACCGGGUGCCCAGGAAUGCUGUUGCACGUACCAACUUGGGCAGCGCCUAUUUUGAGCGUGGCGAUGAGGAUGCGGCCUUGCAUUGGUUUCGGUACGCCUAUCGUGGCUGGGCAGACGCUCCGGAAGUGGUGGUAUUGUUGGAGGAAUCUGAAAUGGAGGCAUACCCGAGUACCCCAAAAUCAUCCAAGUCACUGCUUUUGAUCAAUGGGAAAAAACAAUGUUGGGUUCCUGUAUUUUAG
Messenger RNA from Cladocopium goreaui, 663 nucleotides. The record is from the annotation of a GenBank genome assembly. NCBI's taxonomy places the organism in Eukaryota, Dinophyceae, Suessiales, Symbiodiniaceae.